AUGCUGGGUCUUUUGCCCCCUGUGACCAGUACGGGUUUCAUGGUCACCGACAACCCAUUCCCUGUCCGGGAUAACCGGUUAAAGGACCGAAUCCUUCUGCGCAGUGUGGGGUAUCACCUUGGCAGACCUGAAAAGCAAAAGACCAUGAGCACUAGCAGCAAAGACGGCGGCUCCACGAAGGGGCGAGAAUCGCGGGCAGGAGCAAGAAAAGUAUCAUCUCUAUCCGCAGAACAACUCGAACGAAAACGCGCCAACGACCGUGAAGCACAACGAUCGAUUCGUCAACGCACAAAAGAGCAUAUUGAGCAGCUGGAGGGUCAAGUCGCCAUGCUCCAGAGUCAAGUGGCCGAGAUGCAGCCCCAAAACGAUCGAUUUGGAGAGCUCUUACAACGGAACUCUGUCUUGGAACAGGAGGUUGGCCACCUGAAACGACAAAUAGCAAGCUUGUUGGGGCGUCCCAGCUUUGCUGGGGGUAGUGAUCAAGUUGGCGGCUUUCGAGGAGGCACUUGGCCUAUGGAUGAAUCGGCAAAUAAUACAAUAUCGAGUGUCCCGUCGACCAAUGCGAUGAUUUCUCCACAUUUCUCGGGGUCCUCACAACAUGCAUCAGCAAUACAACGAGCGCCAUCUGCUGUCUCGGCACCAAGUCGCUCACCUCAUCCCCAUGAGUGGCAAUCAUAUGAUAAUAAUCGCUCGUUAUCUCUGGCAGAUUCCUCUGAUGCGAACCUCUCGAGUCGAAUGGAUCCAUACGUGAUGGACGGACAGAUGAAUCACGGUUCUCGAUUAAUGCCGUCUGUUCUCCCGUCUGGUCUUCCCGUGGCAUCUCAGAUUUCAUUCGGAAACUCGACAGGCGCGCAAAACACGCACCCAUCCGAGUCAUCUUUUCCUUCGGUCCCUCAAAUCCCAUCUCAUCGAUCCUUAGCCAUGUCAAUACCUACUCCCCAGGCUGCGCCUGUACAGCCUUAUCAAUCAUCGGCGCCAUCAUUCCAUCUCUCAAUGGUUCAGUCAUCACAAAGAGAAAACACAUACACCUAUCAACCAUGGAAUUCCCAAUGA
Penicillium angulare is the source of this 1053-nucleotide messenger RNA. RefSeq names its product bZIP transcription factor. NCBI's taxonomy places the organism in Eukaryota, Fungi, Ascomycota, Eurotiomycetes, Eurotiales, Aspergillaceae. Gene Ontology annotation, biological process: regulation of DNA-templated transcription. Bases 1 to 1053 code for a protein of 350 amino acids. Gene Ontology annotation, molecular function: DNA-binding transcription factor activity. The transcript has a single exon. The record is from RefSeq and is a predicted model, not a curated record.